AUGAAGUUCUUCAUCCCCACUGUUCUGCUUGCUGCCACUGCUAUGGCUAUGCCAUCCGCUCCGCUUGGCGGCAACAAGCUUGAGAACGCUGUCAACCAGUGUGGCAACGGUGCGAAGAUGUCCUGCUGCAACAAGAUUAACAAGAACGAGGGCGUCACCCAGAACAACGUCGGGGUCUUGUCCAACGUUCUCGGUGCCAUUGGCAGCGAUGGCCUCGGCAUCGGCCAGGGUUGCACUCAGCUUGAUAUCCCCGUGUCUGUUCUUGGCGCUGCCGGCCUGACCGACUUCCUCAAGAAGAACUGCCAGCAAAAUGUUGCCUGUUGCCAGGACACCAGCUCCGAGGCUAAUGGUAACCUUGUUGGUGUUGCUCUACCCUGUGUCAGCUUCGGCGGUCUUCUGUAA
Molecule: messenger RNA, 402 nt
Organism: Penicillium antarcticum
Lineage: Eukaryota; Fungi; Ascomycota; Eurotiomycetes; Eurotiales; Aspergillaceae
Product: hydrophobin family protein
Exons: 3
Coding region: 1-402 (133 amino acids)
Cellular component (GO): fungal-type cell wall
Molecular function (GO): structural constituent of cell wall
Source: RefSeq, a predicted model, not a curated record